AUGGCCUCUCAUUUUCUUUUACUAGGAAUCAUGUUUCUAAUUUUUUCCGUUGCUUUGGCGUCCGAUCAUAGUCCUCUUCAAGAUUUCUGUGUCGGAGACAAGAAUAGUCCUGUGCUAGUGAAUGGCAUGGUUUGCAAGGACCCCAAGCUUGUACAAGCUGACGAUUUCUUCUUCAGUGGGCUUCACAUGGUAGGCAACACGUCGAAUGCAGUAGGAUCAAAGGUGACUCCAGUAAAUGUAGCUCAGAUAGCAGGACUCAACACUUUUGGCAUCUCCCUUGCCCGUAUUGACUUUGCACCAUUUGGCAUCAACCCUCCCCACACACAUCCUCGUGCCAGUGAAAUUCUGACGGUCCUUGAAGGCAGCCUCCACGUAGGGUUCGUCACCUCCAACCCGGAAAACAGACUCAUUUCGAAGGUAAUUUACAAGGGUGAUGUGUUUGUGUUCCCACAAGGUCUUGUCCAUUUCCAGAAAAACGUUGGAUAUGGUAAAGCAGUUGCCAUUGCAGCUCUCAGCAGCCAAAAUCCGGGUGUUAUUGCCAUUGCCAACGCUGUAUUUGGAUCAAACCCUGACAUCUCCAGUGAUGUUCUAGCCAAGGCUUUCCAAGUUGACAAGAACACAAUCUAUCAGAUGCAGUCGAAAUUCUAGGCGCUAGGCAAGCAUUUGGAGCCGUUAACUAACUAAAAAAAAAGAAGAAGAAAAAAGAUCACUCAAUAUUUCUACAUGUGUUUAGCUUGCUAUUGGCUGAUUUAGUGAUUUGUUAUACUUGUUAAUUGAUUGUUUGAUUUGUUUCAAAGGUGAAUAAUAUUACAGUGUUCAAAUUUUAUGAAGUACUUUUGACUCGAUCUCUGCUUGUGCAUUGGUGAUGCCAUUUAUGUUAUUAUGGGUGCAAAAUUUCUAACUCCUACUUCACCCCUAUUGUAAUCCUCGCUUGAUGAUCUCUC
Cornus florida is the source of this 944-nucleotide messenger RNA. Its product is annotated as putative germin-like protein 2-1. The record is from RefSeq and is a predicted model, not a curated record. Gene Ontology annotation, molecular function: manganese ion binding. Gene Ontology annotation, cellular component: cell wall. The transcript has 2 exons. NCBI's taxonomy places the organism in Eukaryota, Viridiplantae, Streptophyta, Magnoliopsida, Cornales, Cornaceae. The coding region runs from base 1 to 648 and encodes 215 amino acids.